Urocitellus parryii (Arctic ground squirrel) is the source of this 1598-nucleotide messenger RNA. RefSeq names its product pipecolic acid and sarcosine oxidase (gene Pipox). Gene Ontology annotation, molecular function: flavin adenine dinucleotide binding; L-pipecolate oxidase activity; sarcosine oxidase activity. Gene Ontology annotation, cellular component: peroxisome. The record is from RefSeq and is a predicted model, not a curated record. NCBI's taxonomy places the organism in Eukaryota, Metazoa, Chordata, Mammalia, Rodentia, Sciuridae.
GCUGCCUUUGUUUGCCGUCUCCUCCGUGGGCUCUGUGGCCGGAGGGCUAAGUGGGCAUCAUGGGUACUCAGAAAGUUCUCUGGGAUGCCAUUGUGAUGGGGGCAGGCAUCCAGGGCUGCUUCACUGCGUACCACCUGGCCAAACACGGGAAAAGAGUCCUCCUGCUGGAGCAGUUCUUUCUUCCACACUCCCGAGGAAGCUCCCAUGGACAGAGUCGCAUAAUCCGAAAGGCCUACCCUGAAGACUUCUACACUAAGAUGAUGGAUGAGGGAUACCGGAUUUGGGCCCAGCUGGAGCAGGAGACUGGAACCCAGCUGCACAGGCAGACUCAACUACUGCUGCUGGCAUUGAAGGAGAAUCCAGAACUAAAGACAAUGCAGGCCACUCUGUCAAGGCACGGGAUAGAACACGAGUAUCUUUCAUCUGGAGAACUAAAGCAACGUUUCCCAAAUAUUCAGUUCACCAGGGGAGAAGUAGGGCUCUUGGACAAGUCCGGAGGUGUCCUCUAUGCCGACAAGGCCCUCAGGGUCCUCCAGGAAGCGAUUCGCCAUCUAGGAGGCACAGUGCAGGAUGGGGAGAAGGUGGUGGAGAUAAGACCCGGGCAACCAGUCACGGUGAAAACCACUUCUGGGAGCUACCAAGCCAAGAGCGUGAUCAUUACUGCAGGUCCUUGGACCAACCAGCUCCUCCGUCCCCUGGGAAUUGAGUUACCUCUCCAGACACUGCGGAUCAAUGUGUGUUACUGGCGAGAGAAAGUUCCUGGGAGCUACAGCGUGUCCAAAGCCUUUCCAUGCUUCCUGUGCCUCGACCUGGCUCCCCACCACAUCUAUGGGCUGCCUGCGGGAGAGUACCCAGGGCUGAUGAAGGUCUGCUAUCACCAUGGCAACAGUGUGGACCCUGAGGAGCGGGACUGCCCCACAGCCUUCUCAGACAUCCAAGACGUCCAGAUCCUGUGCCGCUUUGUCAGAGACCACUUACCUGGCCUGAGGCCGGAGCCCGACAUCAUGGAGCAUUGCAUGUACACGAACACCCCUGAUAAGAAUUUUAUUCUCGAUCGCCACCCGAAGUAUGACAACAUUGUCAUUGGUGCUGGAUUCUCUGGGCAUGGAUUCAAGCUGUCCCCUGUUGUGGGGAAGAUUCUGUAUGAAUUAAGCAUGAAAUUAACACCGUCCUAUGAUCUGACACCUUUUCGAAUCAGCCGCUUCUCUGGCCUGGGCAAAGCCCAUCUUUGACCCCUGACCACCAGCCCCCUUCUGUGCACAGGAGCCCUCUGCUGGGGAGGACUUCUCAGAUGGAAGAAAGGCCCUAGGAUAUCAUUUUAAACUCCUGCUUCUCUUGAAAUCCCUGCAAACACCAAGUAAUUGAGUCUGCCUCUUUCUCUAGACAGCUCCCCAAUUUCAAUGACCUUCUCUCUCCCUCCUGGAAAGCCAAUUAGAUGUUCCAUCAUCUCAGAGUAGCAAGGACUUUGGGACUGGCUCAGGAGACCAAAGCGGUGGUUAAAAAAAAAUUCUCUUUAUUGGGGACAUUCAAUGAACAUGGGGUGGAUUUGGCUAAAUUUGCCCAGGGGAGGGUAAACAAAAGACCUAGAUCACUAAUGC